CGGUGUCAGGUGCUUCCCCGAGCCGCUGGCCAGAUGGUGCCAACUGCAACCCAGAGAUGCUGCCAAGAUGCCAGAGAGUGCCUGGAAAUUCCUUUUCUACUCCACAGCCUGGGGUUAUAGCGCUUACCUGCUAUUUGGCACCAACUAUCCCUUUUUCCACGACCCACCUUCUGUCUUCUAUGACUGGAAGCCAGGCAUGGAGGUGCCCAGGGACAUUGCCAUGGCCUAUCUGCUGCAGGGCGGCUUCUACGGGCAUUCCAUCUAUGCUACCCUCUACAUGGACGCCUGGCGAAAGGACUCGGUGGUCAUGCUCUUGCAUCAUGUUGUUACCCUUAUUCUGAUCGUCUUCUCCUACGCUUUCAGGUACCACAACGUGGGCAUCCUUGUUCUCUUCCUCCAUGACAUCAAUGAUGUCCAGCUAGAAUUCACUAAGCUCAACGUCUACUUCAAGUUCCGAGGGGGCGUCUAUCACCGGCUCAACGACCUCAUGUCGGACGUGGGUUGUGUCAGCUUCAGCCUCAGCUGGUUCUGGUUCCGACUCUAUUGGUUUCCCCUCAAAGUGCUGUAUGCCACGUGUCACUGCAGCCUGCUCUCCGUCCCCGACAUCCCCUUCUACUUCUUCUUCAAUGCCCUGCUGCUCACCCUCUUGCUCAUGAAUAUCUACUGGUUUCUGUACAUAGUGGUGUUUGCUACCAAGGUGCUGACGGGCCAGGUCCGGGAGGUGAGCGACGUGCGGGAGUAUGAUGAGGCCGAUGAGGGCCUCCGGACCCUGCCCUCUGGGAAAGAGGGCAACCCCCCUACCCCCAAGCCCUGGAAAGAAGAAAAGCCUUUGAGGAAUGGUUUGGUGAAGGACAAGCGCUUCUGAGGGGCUGCAGACCCCUGGGGACCCCCCCCUCCCUCCAGUUCCCAUCUAGU
This is a messenger RNA of Phascolarctos cinereus (koala), 915 nucleotides long. The record is from RefSeq and is a predicted model, not a curated record. Lineage: Eukaryota; Metazoa; Chordata; Mammalia; Diprotodontia; Phascolarctidae.